UUUCAUUCACAUUUCACCAGUCUCUCUUUUCCUCUUUCUCGCUCUAAAAGGUCGCUACGAUGAUGGCUUCGACUUUUCAAGAAAACUGUAUUUCAGUAAUCAACGGAGCUCCGAGUUGGGCUGUUUUCUUUCUUUUUGACCUUCUCGACAAUUUUCUCUGCAUCGUUUUCAGAUUCCUCGACCAAGUUAUGGAAGAAAAACUAGAGUCAUGCCAAUGUAAUAAUCCUCAAGAGACAUCCGGAUACGAGUUUCUUUCAGACCAUCAACACUUGUCCGAGACUCUUUACCGUAGGAGAAACAUUUUCCGACAAGCCGGUUUUCUCCGGUUUGCGAGAAAACUCCCUGAGAUCACCAAGAAAAUCGGUAUAGCUACUUUCCUUAGAAACUUCCUCUUUCCCGAUAAAAUGGAGAAAGUCCCUCGUGAGGUUGCAAACAGAUGGUCUGAUUGUGGUUGCAAGAAUUGUGUUUCUUGGACUAACGACGAUAAACUUAACGUGAUCGUCAAGCAACCUUCAGUAUCUUCAGAUUUAUCAAUGAGCAACAAACCGGUAAAGAACGUUAUUUUCAUACACGGAUUCUUAGCAUCUUCAUCGUACUGGACCAACACGGUGUUCAAUUAUCUACCCGAGACCACGGAGAAAACUAACUACAGAUUCUUCGCGGUCGAUCUUCUAGGGUUUGGAGACAGUCCAAAACCUAGAGACUGUCGAUAUUCGUUGCAAGAACAUGUUGAAAUGAUCGAGAAAUCGGUUAUUUUACCAAACAAUCUGACUUCAUUCCAUGUUGUAGCACACUCCAUGGGAUGCAUCGUUGCAGUAGCCUUAGCUGCCAAAUUCUCCGGUAGUGUCAAGUCCGUCGCUUUAGUAGCUCCGCCGUACUUUGGUGAUAAAGAAGGAGCAAGUUGUGAGGCUCUUGAUGUGAUAGCCGAGAAGAAACUUUGGCCUCCGACUUCGUUUUUCUCAGCGAUGAUGGCUUGGUACGAACACAUUGCACGUGGGGUUUGCUUUGUUGUGUGUAGGCACCACCGUACAUGGGAGAAGAUCAUCAAAAUUAUAACUUGGAGAAGUAAACUACCAAUUGCGAUAACCGAACUAACGAAGCACACGCAUCAGUCGUCAUGGCAUAGCAUGCACAAUGUGUUAUGCGGAGGAGCGAAAUUCACGGAUAAACACCUUGAAACUUUGAUAAAUUCCGGUGUUAAAAUCAGUGUGCUACAAGGGGAUAAAGAUGCUGUGGUUCCUGUUGAUUGUCUAUGGAACAUGAAAGCUAAGUUCCCAGCGGUUGAAGUUGAAGUUAUUGCCGGAACCGAUCAUAGUUCGGUAAUAAUGAGUAGAAGAGAGGUCUUUGUUGCGAACCUUGUUAAGUUGUGGGCUUCUUCCGUAAAGAAACAAAACUAGUGGAAAGUGCGUAAAAGAUUUAAACUUUAUAAUAAAGUCUUCAAACAUUUAAACUUUAUAAUAUAUUUUCUUUUUUUUUAUCUUCUAAUUAAUUAGGUGUAUUGUCCUUUUUGUUACAAAAACAAACAUUUUCCUUGAAUAAAUCCAAUUGUCAUUGUUGAAGGAGAAAGUGAAAGUGAUACACAUAAUACGUUUUGUAAAAAACAGAACAUAAUAAUCUCAAACUUUUUAUUUUCUAAAGUUUUGAUUUAAGAGACUAGUAAAUUAAAUAGGAU
Molecule: messenger RNA, 1672 nt
Organism: Brassica rapa (field mustard)
Lineage: Eukaryota; Viridiplantae; Streptophyta; Magnoliopsida; Brassicales; Brassicaceae
Product: probable lysophospholipase BODYGUARD 5
Source: RefSeq, a predicted model, not a curated record